Molecule: messenger RNA, 519 nt
Organism: Alternaria conjuncta
Lineage: Eukaryota; Fungi; Ascomycota; Dothideomycetes; Pleosporales; Pleosporaceae
Exons: 2
Coding region: 1-519 (172 amino acids)
Biological process (GO): AMP biosynthetic process; ATP biosynthetic process
Molecular function (GO): bis(5'-nucleosyl)-tetraphosphatase (asymmetrical) activity
Source: RefSeq, a predicted model, not a curated record
AUGGCACAAUUAGCUUUCCCAACCCAGCAGUAUACCUCAGAAAACUUUGUCGAAAGCUGCGGCGCCAUUCUCUACGACACAACUCGCCAGAAGAUCUGCCUAAUCCAUCUCACUGUAUCCGAUCUAUGGACCCUACCCAAAGGCCGUCGAAACAUCGGAGAAUCGCGUCAAGAAGCUGCACUACGCGAAGUAUACGAGGAAACUGGAUACAAGUGUCAUAUCUUGCCAGUGGAUAUGAGAACCAGAGCGACUAUCGCUGGCGACGCGGCGGACGCCUCAGACGUGGCACGCAUCUCACGCGACUCGGUAGAACCUUUCAUGGUCACUAUGCGGACGUUGAGAGAUGGUCAGGGUGUCAAGGUUAUAUGGUGGUACGUCGCGAUCAUGGACAAAGGUGCUUGCGAGAUGAAAGGGCCUGGUGAAGAAGGGGUUCAGACGGGCUUGUACUCUUAUGAAGAGGCUGAGAGGUUGUUGUACUUUGAGACGGAUCGAGAGGUAUUGGUUGCGAAGAUGGGUUGA